CGACGAGCGGGGCUUCAAAUUGAACAUAACCCAAUUCGUUUGAUCUUUUAUUAUCAAGAAACAUGUCCAGCCGCCAAGGAGGAAAAUUGAAGCCGUUGAAGGCACCAAAAAAGAAGCAGGACGAUCUUGACGAGUCGGACUUGGCUUUCAAGCAAAAGCAAAAGGAGGAACAAGCAAAGCUCAAGUCACUCAAGGAUCAGGCAUCAAAGAAGGGUCCCCUAGUUGGCGGCGGUAUCAAGAAAUCUGGCAAGAAAUGAAGGGUGAACGACAGCAGCAUUAGACAGCAAUGAAGAUUGUAUUGGGGCCUUGUGGAUAGGAGAGUGAACUAGAGCGACGUCAUCAAGAGCUCUUUGUCCGAAAAACUGGUUGUACAUAUAUUAUACAAGAAAAAGAUUUCACUCGUUGCGGGGUCAUAUCCUGACCUGAUUUAGAUGCUCCUUCUGAUGGAGGCAAGCGAAUAA
This is a messenger RNA of Spizellomyces punctatus DAOM BR117, 461 nucleotides long. RefSeq lists its product as uncharacterized. The record is from RefSeq and is a predicted model, not a curated record. Bases 63 to 257 code for a protein of 64 amino acids. The transcript has 8 exons. NCBI's taxonomy places the organism in Eukaryota, Fungi, Chytridiomycota, Chytridiomycetes, Spizellomycetales, Spizellomycetaceae.